Syngnathoides biaculeatus (alligator pipefish) is the source of this 1183-nucleotide messenger RNA. Its product is annotated as cell adhesion molecule 1-like. NCBI's taxonomy places the organism in Eukaryota, Metazoa, Chordata, Actinopteri, Syngnathiformes, Syngnathidae. The record is from RefSeq and is a predicted model, not a curated record. Bases 229 to 579 code for a protein of 116 amino acids. The transcript has 4 exons.
ACAACUUGAGAUGAGCUUGACGAGUUUUCAAGCAUUUGAAGUGUGGAGGGGAACCUCGGGUGGAGUUCACACACUGAUGUCUUCUAAAGGAGCAUCAUCACCGUUGGUGGGCGGGGCCGCAGCUGCAGAAGCACCGCACCCAUCUGCGUGUGUCCUUACUGACUUGCAUGUGUGUUUUCUGCACAAGUUUUUGUUCGCUGCUGUCAGACUGAGCUGGUUGUUGCAGAAAUGGCAGUUUACAGAACUCCUCCCCCCUUGAAAACGACACUGCAUCCAGACCUGGUGACCAAGCCUGUGGACGGCGUCAACAUGGAUGGGAGUACCUUUACAGCCUUGAUUGGAGGUGUCAUAGGGGUGAUGCUGCUCAUCCUCAUCUGUGUGAUUGCACUUGUGCUGUGGUGCCGGUCCAGACAUAAAGGCUCCUACUUCACCCAUGAGAUAGACAACCAGGAAGAUGACGAUGAUGAUGAUGACGAUGAUGAAGAUGAUGAUGACGAUGAUCAUGAUGAUGAUGACUCAGUUUGUUCUGAUACAGAACUCCAACACAAAGUUCCUCUUGAGGUUACAGUGCACGACUAACUCAAGAAGAUGUGAACUUUUUACAGGAAAAUAGUGAAUGCUAAGCAGGAGUUCAAGAUCUGGAUGCACUUUCUUGUUCUGGUUGUUGCUCUUCAAAUAUUACUACUCUUUGCAAAUUUGUAAAAAAAUUCCACUAAAAAGGCUUGUGAAAUAAGUCAAAAAGUUACAAAAAUGAACUAAACCUACUAAAAUGACGCAAGACCUCUUGUUUGGGGAAAAAAAUCAUGUGUAGCAAAAAACUGUCUAAUUUUGUAGGAUACAGUGGAUAUAAAAAUUGUUCACACCCAUAUCCCUAUGUCAGGUUUGUGGGAUGUCAAAAAUAUAAAUGUUCAGGUUUCAAACUUUUUUCCACUUUCUUCAUGUUAAUCGGAGAUGCUUUUUGAAUGGUGGCAUUAGUGUUCUGACACUUAUUUAACAUGAGUUUAUGUAUUAUGUAAUAUGAGUAAUAUGAGUUUAAAUGGUUCAUUGUGAACACACUCAUAUCCCCAGUUAUUCGACGCGCGCAUGCUUGUGCUACCACAUGAUCGCUGUUGUUUAUUUGCACUUCACCUCUUGUAAAUAUUUAAUUUUCUAUUGAGUUUUACUGUUUAUCGGUCACAUUAAA